AUGGUCGAGUCACGAGUCGACUCAAAUUUGCUGCAAAAUGCACACGUAGCUUCAGAAAUUUUUGAGCUGCGUCCGGAUUAUCGCGUUAUACUACUGCUUGUUGAGGGCAUCUCUCCAGGUUCCAGCGAUGAUGCCAGCGAGGCCCUUUUGCAAGAAGCCGAAGCCUCGGUCAAGAAUCUACUAUCAAAGUAUCCCACCACCGAGAUCCCACAUAUUGCAGCAUGGCGGGAAGCCUACAAAGCCUUUGGUGCAAAGCCGCAAAAAACCCAAAACAGUUUAGAGGCAUUGAUGCGCCGUGCAAAGAACGGGUUGCCUCGUGUGAAUCGAUUGACCGAUAUCUACAAUGCGAUCUCGAUCAAGCAUCAAAUUCCUCUUGGUGGCGAAGACCUUGACAAGUACAAUGGAUCGCCUUUUCUGAUCCGUGCCACUGGCCAAGAACGAUUCCAGACCUUUUCGAGUGGGGAACCCACAACAGAACUUGCAGCCCCGGGAGAACCUAUAUGGUGUGAUGAUACUGGCGUUACUUGCCGUCGAUGGAACUGGCGACAGGGUCCUCGCACUGCGCUGAGCGAUGAUACCACGCGUGUGCUCUUUAUCCUGGAUGCACUGGAGCCGCUCUCCGACGAUGCGCUCCUCCGGGGUGCCGAUGAGCUUACAUCAGCAUUGCAACGUAUUUCUCCAGAAGUGAGAGUAUCGCAGCGGUUCAUCGGUACUUCUGCGUGA
Penicillium soppii is the source of this 723-nucleotide messenger RNA. RefSeq names its product B3/B4 domain-containing protein. The transcript has a single exon. Bases 1 to 723 code for a protein of 240 amino acids. Gene Ontology annotation, molecular function: phenylalanine-tRNA ligase activity; RNA binding. NCBI's taxonomy places the organism in Eukaryota, Fungi, Ascomycota, Eurotiomycetes, Eurotiales, Aspergillaceae. The record is from RefSeq and is a predicted model, not a curated record.